AUGGAAGGCAAUCUGGCCACGACUUAUACCUUGAUCCAUGCCUUCCUUACGAAGCAAUCGCAUGUUAAGGCUGCACUUGCCGUGAAGAAAGCCGCAAAAGAGGUUGUCAUUCUAAAAGAUGAAAUAGACGUAGAUGGACCUCAGUUAGACCAAAUUAUCAAGGAGUGGAAGGCUGCAACAGAAAAACAGGAUGAUUCUUCUGACUCUGAAUCUAGCUCAGAUUCCAGCUCAUCAAGCUCUUCAUCUAGUUCAAGCUCCAGCGCCCCUCCGAAAAACAAGACGAAAGCGAAAAAAGUCUCGAAAAAGAGCCCUUCUUCUUCGUCAUCUUCGUCUGAUGAGUCUGAUUCUGAUUCCGAAUCUAAGUCUUCUCCUGUUAAAAAUUUUUCGAACAAAGACAAGAAAAUCGUGGCCAAUGAUGUCAAGGCAGUGAAAGCCACAUCAUCGUCCAGCUCCAGCUCUUCGUCGUCUUCCUCUUCUGGCUCCGAUUCUGGUGAAGUCAUUGCCUCUUUACUUAAUCUGAGAAAACGCUCAUUCCAUUCAGAUGAUGAAUCUAGUGAUUCUGAACCAUCCAAAGUCGGAAAGAAAAAAUUAACGAAGAAAAAAGUAUCUGCUGAAGAGACUAAGGGCAAUGCAGCUGGUCGUGAUUCCAGCCGAACAUUAUCGUCGCACGAAUCGUCAGAGUCAGAGUCAAGUUCUGACUCCGAUCCUGAUUCUAAACUAGGCAAGAAAGCUGCUAUGAAAACGCAAUCAGUGGUCGAAAAGGAUGAUUCUGAAUCUUCCAGCUCAAGUUCAAGUGAUGACUCAGAGUCCGAUAAGACGGAAAAACCUGUCGCAAAGAAAGUGGCGAGCGACUCUUCUAAUUCCAGCUCUUCGGGCUCAGAGUCGGAGUCCGAUUCAAGCUCCAGUUCUAGCUCGGAAUCGGAAUCGGAUUCGGAUGUAGCGAUGUCUGAUACCAAGAAAACCGUCGAGACAGCCAAAGCGACGGUUAGCGACAACGAUACAGAUAAGGUGCAGACAACAAAAAAACGACGGACUGCCAUUGAUGGCAGCUCGGUCGUCACUGCUACUACGAUACCAAAUACCAAGGAGCAGGUUGAAAGCCUAGCUGUUGGGAAGGUCAAGGGUGAUAAUGGCAAGGGAGGGCGCCCUACGAACGGGCGAUUCCAAAGAGUAGAUCCCAAAAAGUUUGAGCCUAUUGCUGAUAACCGUUAUGAAGCCAAGGUUGGUCCUCAAAAUGACUAUGGAAAGCGUGCCCAUGAAGAUUUGAUCGUUACUCGCGGAGCUGGUUUCCGCAAGGAGAAGAAUAAAAAGAAAAGAGGAAGCUACCGAGGAGGAGAAAUCACGUUGGCUAGCCAUAGCUUCAAAUUUACAUGA
Molecule: messenger RNA, 1374 nt
Organism: Psilocybe cubensis
Lineage: Eukaryota; Fungi; Basidiomycota; Agaricomycetes; Agaricales; Agrocybaceae
Product: LisH domain-containing protein
Exons: 7
Coding region: 1-1374 (457 amino acids)
Cellular component (GO): nucleolus; nucleoplasm
Source: RefSeq, a predicted model, not a curated record